UCUACCGUGAGCGUGCAGAGCUCUCAUCGCUAGGCCUAGCUAUAGAGUUUGGGGACUCCAUAUUUGCAUACUGUUUACAAAUUUGAUUAAGUUAAUGACGUCAGUUGUUGCUUGCCAAAUUCUUUCAGACUCUAGACAAUGUAAUGUCGCUGGUCCGCGCAGUACGUAUAUAGCCGAACUCAUGAGAAGACGCGGGGAAUACAAGGAAACUCUACAGAAAUACUUUGCUAGUCAUUCUUUUCUUCAGCUAGAGACACGUGCCAAUAUUUAUGCUAGACUUCCCACCAUAACAGUCCCAAUUAGACAACUCUUGCGUAUACGUGCGUCAUCUUUCGCGCAGUCGUUGCCAAGAUUGCAGAGAGCAGGGAACCGACUUCGCCCAUCCGAAGAACAGGCGAAGACUCUACUAUUUUCUCUAUAUAUUUUGUUAUCAUAUUAUGAGAGCCAUCUUUACGUCUACCUUCUUGGCUUCCACUAUCCAGCUCUGCAGAAAGGAGAGACUGAGGUCCAGUUACGGCUAGUUGAUGUCGCAGUUUCAAGCGAUCGUAGGUAAACAGUGCAGUCGCCGCCUAACGACGGGUAGCAGUUCAGUGCUCUCUAGACAAACAUCGCUUUUACAAGAACCACCAGCUUGUGUUGAUUUUGAUCCGGAAAGGCACUCAGUCAACGAGCUGUUGUACAGAUUGACUGCUGUACUAGCAUUACAGAAUUUGUAUUCAGAAGAAAUCAGAGAAAACAGAGAAUUGAAAAGUCGACUGCAAAUGCAUGAGAUACGUUCUAGUCAAGUAAGAGAAGAAUCUCAAGGGGAGAAUCCUCGAUCACUGUCUGUUGAUGAUGCCAGAAGUGACGGGAAUUGUCUCUUUCCUAAAUUGUACCAAAACUUACAAUUACAAUUGAGCGAACAAGCUAAAGUCAUUGCUCGUGUUGAAGGAAUGACUGCAUCAGGGCUAGCAAAGCAAUAUUGUGAAUUAAAAGAAGAGCAUCGACAUCAACAGAUGGUAAUUAAAGUGUUGAAGCAGGAACGUAAAACUUGCCGAGAGGCGCGGUCAUCUCUAGAUGAAGAUGAUGCAGCAAUAGAGAGAACGGUUUUGAGAAAAGAUAAGCUGUUGUACGACAACGCGGCGAUGCAAAUGUGGCGUGUGCGUGUGUGCGUGUGGUGCUAUAGCUCAGUUGGUUAGAGAGUCAUUCUAGAGAGUGUGUACAUCCAGGAUGCAGUUCAAGUCACAGUGAUGGCGAGCUAUGGCAUAAUUUCCUUGGGCAAGAAACUCACACACAAUUGCCUCUCUAUACUCAGGAGUAUAUGAGUACCCGGUCUUUGACUGGGGUGGCAAAGAUCCGGCUCCCGACUGCGACAAAGUCUAUCAGCCACUGGGGUCCCGUGUGGGACUUCGGAUGCCUAAUGCCCAUACCGCAGUUGGUGCUCCUGCGAGAACCUGCAAGCCCGGCUCCAGGAGAUUGCACGUCCUAUGGCCCCUGCGUAGUGCACAGGAACCCACCAUCCGGCUGUGGGUUGUGACCGUCACCAGCUUCUUAUCCAUUUGCGUGAUUGCAUUGUGAGUGCGUGCGUGCAUUGUGAGUGUGUGCGUGCAUUGUGAGUGCGUAUGUGUGUGUGUGCAUGCAUGCGUGCUUGUGAGCGCGUGUGACACACGGUGUGUGGUUGCGUGCAUGUUGACGUCGGAUGUUUUCUAUAGACGACCCUAACUAGAGAACUAAGUUUACAACUGCGAGAACGGACGCGCGAGAUUGACAAACUGCGUUGUAAACUAGACGUUGAGAGAUACGGACGUAAGGAGGCGCAACUGCAGCUCGGCUAUCUAUUGAACGAAUUCGUUCGGUGCUGCCUACAGAUACCUCAUGUGGCUAACGAUCCCAACCUAGAAAGAGUUCUAGAAGAGCUGCGAACAAAAUGCGAACAUUUGCCUGAGUUUGGUCUUCAACUGGCAGCUGCCAUUGAUGUAUUCCACGACGUUCCCACUGUCGUUGAAUUUCUUCAGAUUAAGGAUUCAGAAUCUAUUGACGUUGCCGAGCUGUCACUAGCUCAAGUUAGAGACAAAAUAACGGAACUUCAGGCAAACGAAAAACGGCUGAGACGCGAGGCAAAAACCCAAAUCAUUGACCAGAUGAGAAAGCGAAAACAAGGGUCCACAAAAAUCAAAGACUUGGAAGAAAGACUAGACAAAUGUGAGGCUGAAAAGAGAUUAAACGAGGAACGACUGAACGAUGAGAACCACAAACUACGACGCGAGCUCGAUGAACAUCGACGUACCUUGGGAAAUCGGAGUUCAUACGCUGCGGCGGCGGCUCAGUCUGUGAGAGCAUUAGUGGAGCUCGUCGAAGAACAGAAAAUGGAGCUGAAAGCUGGAGGAGAAAAUCUCCGCACAAAGGUCCUAUGUCUUCAAAAGACUGUAGACGAAUUACAACGUGACAAAAACGAACUUGAAUGCAAUGUUGACCACCUUAGAUCUACGGCACUAGAAGAGGCAACUGCAAAAGUGAAGGAAGAUUUGGAUAUGUUAAGGUUAGAAUGUGGCAGACUACAGAGUGAUAGGAAAUCGUUGGAAGAACGGCUGAAGGUACUACAAGAGACAAAGAAACGGGACAGCAUCAACAACCGGUCCCUGUCUGAAACAGUGGAACGGUUGGAGCGUCAGAUUAGAGAAUAUCAGUCUGAGAUGGAAGCGAUCCGGAAAGUUAAUGCAUCACUAUCUGAAGCUAAAGAGAGGGCAGAGACAGAACUUGAGGCCUUCAAGAAACGUGCACAUAUUGUACUCGGCGAACAACAGAAUCCUGUGUCAGUGCGGCUCGGGGAUUCAUCUGGAAUCGGUUCACAUCAGUCCACUAGCAGCCUACAUUCUCAAGUGGGUUUUCACAGCCUUGCUCAAUCACAGUUUCAGUCUGACACCGUAGAGCCAGACCAUCUUGUCCCUCGUACAUCAACAGCUGAUGAUGUAAUGACUCAGUCUCUACCCCCAACGCUGCACAGCCUUGCUCCGUAUCAACGGCCUUCUACAAUGAAUUACCCAAACGAAGAAAGGCUCAAACGCAUAGAAUCUCAAAGACGAUCGUCUCUGCAAAGCAGAGAAGGCGAAACAGCUGCCACAAAUGCUGCCACCGGCAUUCGUGUAGACUCCGGUCUUAGUCAUGGAGUGAGUGACAUCAGGCGCGGUGUCAUGUACACGAGAAGUCCCGUAUCUGUUGGCAGAUCCUUGUACACGUACAGUCUUCCUACUCGAAAGUCAAUGCAAUGUCUUAGAUGUAAUUCGUUGUUUUCCGUUGACGACCUCGACAAGUACGAAAAGCACAUCAAAGAAUGUUACUCCGACGUUCAAUAAACGAGCAGCAAUACGAUGUAAAACUGAUCAUUUACUCAAUGUUUAUAAUAUAGAUAGAUAUACGCUGAUUAUGUUUUACCAAUAGGUUUGCUAAACUUUGUAUAGCUUCAACUUACUAUCUCCGGUAUAUUGCAAUUGCCCACGAGUUUAGAAACUGCACACAACGAUUAGAAAUUUUGGUAUAUAGAAUUACGUAUAGAGUAUAGCUGUAUACUGUUACAUAUAGACAAUAAAGUUUCUCAGCUACGUAGUUCAUGAAGGUUUGUAGCAUAAA
Messenger RNA from Corticium candelabrum, 3606 nucleotides. Its product is annotated as ankyrin repeat domain-containing protein 26-like. NCBI's taxonomy places the organism in Eukaryota, Metazoa, Porifera, Homoscleromorpha, Homosclerophorida, Plakinidae. The record is from RefSeq and is a predicted model, not a curated record. The transcript has 9 exons. The coding region runs from base 2121 to 3332 and encodes 403 amino acids.